Messenger RNA from Penicillium verrucosum, 225 nucleotides. RefSeq lists its product as uncharacterized. The record is from RefSeq and is a predicted model, not a curated record. NCBI's taxonomy places the organism in Eukaryota, Fungi, Ascomycota, Eurotiomycetes, Eurotiales, Aspergillaceae. The transcript has a single exon. Bases 1 to 225 code for a protein of 74 amino acids.
AUGAAGUGGGGGGCAGAACGCGAGGCGAAGGAUAAGGCCAAACAGGAGGCAUUCGAACGCGCCUAUGCUCUGGCUGGUCUUACAGAGGAACUCGAAGUCCUGAAAGAGAAAUUCCGUGCCCUCGAAACAGACAACCGCUCGAGCACCCUCGAAGUCCGCGCCCAUGAGAUUCGGAAAGAGGAUUUCGGAAGACUGUCAAUAGCAGAGGGCGACCUCGCCUUUUGA